AGUCAUUUAACCCAGAAAGGCUUAUGAAAUGCUUGGCUCCUAAAUUUAGUUUUCUAUCGGCUUUUUAUAAAUACAUAGCGAGCUAGCUAGCUAACAUUAUUGGCAUAACUAACAAGCUGGUUACACAAAGUUAGUGGCACUAACAACAUAUGAACAAUGUCACGCUUUAAAAGAGGUGCCAAAGUGGAUUCUAGAGCAGGAUUUAGAACAGAAAAAGAGGAACCGGGUGCUGUCCCUUAUGGAUUGUUGAAAACCGCCAGAAAAAGCGGGCAGCUCAAUUUGUCUGGGCGAGGGCUGACUGAAGUCCCACAAAGUGUCUGGAGGCUGAACUUAGACACACCUGAGGAGGCCAAACAGAACUUGUCCUUUGGGGCAGAUGAUCGCUGGUGGGACCAGACAGACCUGACCAAGCUGCUUCUCUCUUCAAACAAGCUGGAAGCUCUGUCAGAGGAUGUCAAGCUGUUGCCAGCCCUUACUGUUUUGGAUGUCCAUGAUAACCAGCUUACCUCAUUACCCACAUCUAUUGGAGAGUUGCAACAUCUUCAGAAACUCAGUCUGAGUCACAAUAAACUGAAAGAGUUUCCGGAGGAGAUAUGGAGUCUGAAGAACCUCACCUGUCUCCAGCUGCAGCAGAAUCUACUGGAGCACCUGUCAGAGGGAGUGGGAUUGCUCACUAACCUGGAUGAUUUCGAUCUUUCCAACAACCAGCUAACUGCCGUCCCUGACAGUCUGGGCAACUUGAACCAUCUGGUGAAGCUGAACCUCUCCCACAACAAGCUGAAGAGCCUCCCCUCAGGAAUCAGUGUCAUGAAAAAUUUAAGACUGCUGGACUGCACACACAAUCAGCUUGAGAGCAUACCUCCUGUCUUGUCUCAAAUGGCGUCUUUAGAGCAGCUCUAUCUGAGACACAACAAACUGCGCUUUCUUCCUGAACUGCCCUCCUCAAGGCUCAAGGAGCUGCAUGUUGGUAAUAACCAGAUUCAGGUGCUGGAGGCAGAGCACCUGAAACACCUGAGCACUCUGAGUGUAUUGGAGCUGAGGGACAACAAGGUGAAGACUCUCCCUGAGGAAAUCAAACUACUCCAAGGCCUGGAGCGCCUAGACCUAGUCAACAAUGACAUCAGCAGUCUGCCAGCUGCCCUUGCCCUCCUGCCCAAGCUGAAGAUCCUGACUCUAGAGGGCAACCCUCUGAGAGGCAUCCGCAGAGACCUCUUGACUAAAGGAACCAAUGAAUUGCUGAAGUACUUGAGGGGUCGAAUAAAAGAGGAUUCCGAUGGCAAAGGAGAUGAGCCUGACACUGCCAUGACUCUGCCCAGUCAGGCGAAGAUCAACGUGCACACCAUUAAAACACGGAAGACAUUGGACUACAGUGAGAAGCAGAUGCCAUGUGUUCCUGAUGAUGUGUUUGAUGCUGUGGGAAGUGAGCCUGUUGCCAGUGUCAACUUCAGCAAGAACCAGCUGGCUGCAGUACCUCCCAGGGUUGUGGAGUUGAAGGACUCUGUUUCUGACAUCAACCUGGGGUUUAACAAGCUGACCAGCCUCCCCUUGGAGUUUUGCAUGCUGCAGCAGCUGGCACACAUAGACCUCAGAAACAAUCUUUUGACAUCUCUACCAAUGGAAAUUGAGGCCCUAAUGAAACUGCGGAGCAUCACACUGUCAUUCAACAGGUUUAAGUUGUUCCCAGAGGUGCUGUACCGGGUUCCUAGCCUGGAGACCAUUCUUAUCAGUAAUAACCAAGUGGGAGCCAUUAACCCACUGCAGCUCAAAGCUCUGGACAAGCUGUCCACUCUGGACCUGCAGAACAAUGACAUCAUGCAGGUGCCACCUGAACUGGGCAACUGUACGAGCCUGAGAGCCCUCAUGCUGGAUGGAAAUCCUUUCCGCAACCCCAGAGCAGCCAUUGUAUCCAGAGGAACUGAUGCUGUCCUGGAGUACCUACGAAGCAGGAUCCCUACAUAGUCAACUGCAUUAAAGCCAAACGAGAUACAACACACAACUACAACACACCAAGUGAGAUACAACACACACAACUACAACACACCAAGUGAGAUACAACACACACAACUACAACACACCAAGUGAGAUACAACACACACAACUACAACACACCAAGUGAGAUACAACACACACAACUGCAACACACCAAGUGAGAAAGUACCAUUUUAUGAUUAAUCAGUGUUUGUUUUUGGCUUGAAACUAACUGCCAUUAUUCCGUGAAAGUGUUCAUGACAUUCGAGCCUGAUGAUUUGAAGUGUACUUUCUCUUGUUUGAUCUAAGAUAUAAAGUUUGAAUGAUUACUGCUGUAACAAUGUUUACAAGAUCUUCUACCAAUGGCAAUAUUUGAAUUGCAUUCCAAGCUGAAAAGCCUGUCUUAGUGUGGGUUCUUUUUCUCAAUAUAUGGAAAAACAAUAGCAAUUCCACUAAGCUUAUUCUUUAGGAAAUUUUUGCAUUCAAUGUUUAACAUAAUGUAUGGCAAUUGCAAGAUAAUCUGACACUUCUACUGAUUUGGCCUUGGCCUGUUUGAUACUCUGAUCCAAACGAGACAUUUUAAAAUGUUAUAUCAUUCUCAAGAAUUCAUUUGUAAUGACAUUGAGAUAUGUUGUUACACUAUCUAAUAGCCUGAAAAAAAAACAUCUGUGUUCUUCAGUCGCUUUUUAUGUGUGACAGAAGAACUUGCAUGCACUCUCAAUUGUAUUCAUGAAAACUGAGUAAGACAAUUGAACCAUGUCUGUUUCAAUGACUCCAACAACAAUAAUGAUUGAAUUCCAACCACAUUAAAUGUGUACAAGGCAGAUGUGUUUGGUGCUUUGAUGAUAGUCUUUAAUAAAUACAUAGUAUGAUACUGUUUAGAACAAUAUAUUUGUAUGUGGCAAAACACCACCUAGUCAUGGAAAAUCACGUGUGAUAGAUGGCUCUAAGAUACCAGACUUACCAUGAAAUAUUCCAUUUGAGUCAUUUAGCAGAUGCUGUUAUCAAGUGUGACAAAUUAACUUCCUAAUUUAGGGGAAGAAAAUACUGGUUUUGAUGGGAUUGUAUAAAGACCACAGAGGACCAUGAAAAAUAACAAGUGACAUUUUUAUUAUUUGUACAAUAUACAUUAUUCAAAACACUUCUUAAAUACUGAAAAAUUGUACUUCCAAAGCCGAAAAUGGCUCUGUAUUUGCUGCACAGCAUUUUUCAUUCAAUUUUAUAAUCUUUUUUUAAUAAAAGUGUAUCUUAAAUAUGUACAGAUAGCAUCUGCGAAAUGCAAUCUAAACACACAAUAUAUACUUUACCAAUUACAUUUCUUUGUGUUAAUACAGAAAUAAAACUGGAAGGAUUAAACUUG
Molecule: messenger RNA, 3328 nt
Organism: Oncorhynchus gorbuscha (pink salmon)
Lineage: Eukaryota; Metazoa; Chordata; Actinopteri; Salmoniformes; Salmonidae
Gene: lrrc40
Product: leucine rich repeat containing 40
Exons: 15
Coding region: 157-1959 (600 amino acids)
Molecular function (GO): protein binding
Source: RefSeq, a predicted model, not a curated record